Messenger RNA from Hydra vulgaris (swiftwater hydra), 4444 nucleotides. RefSeq lists its product as uncharacterized. Lineage: Eukaryota; Metazoa; Cnidaria; Hydrozoa; Anthoathecata; Hydridae. Gene Ontology annotation, biological process: response to oxidative stress. Gene Ontology annotation, molecular function: heme binding; peroxidase activity. The record is from RefSeq and is a predicted model, not a curated record.
UGAAAACUUUUCAGAUAGCUGGCGUUGAAAACCUUUCAGAUAGCUGGCGUUGAAAACCUUUCAGAUAGCUGGCGUUAAAAACCUUUCAGAUAGCUGGCGUUGAAAACCUUUCAGAUAGCUGGCGUUGAAAACUUAGCUGAUCUAAGAAGUUUUUUAUUGUACACCAGCUUACAAAAGAAAGUGGAAUGAAUCGCUGCUUUACUGUCAUUUUUUUAGUUAUUUUUUUAACGGACAUUAAUUGUGAUAGCAUUCAAACAAGACUAGACAAAUUUGCACGUUCUACUACGCAGACUUUACAAAAGUUUACUGAUAAUAUAGGAAAUGAGUGGAAUAGAAAUUCCGAUAUCAAUAAAUUAGAAGUCUUGCAAAAUGAUGUACUCUAUUUGGAACAUUAUAAAACCUGUCAACAACCAAAUAACAUAAACAGUUUCAUAAAAAACACUUCUAAUAAAACAUUUGAAGAAGUUGCUCAGAAGGUUGGAUUUAAUAAAGUUCACCGCAAUGGUCCUCCACUCCGACCAGAUUGUAGGUUUGAUUAUGUUUUACUUUCAAAAGAACUAAAUAUUACAAGUCGGUUAUAUGGAGAAUUAUGCUUAAUGGAGAUGCUAACUGGUGGUGCUGCUGUAGGUGACUAUGAUAAUGAUGGUUUCCAGGAUGUUUUUUAUACUAUAGCUACAGAGCCAAGUGUGCUCUAUCGCAAUAAUGGGGAUGGUACAUUUACUGAUGUUACAUAUUCUGCAAAUGUUGGCCCCACUUCAUUUGGCAAUGGUGUUGGCUGGAUUGAUGUUGAUGCGGAUGGUGAUCUAGAUCUUUAUGUUACAACAGUAGGCGACAAUCGGCAUUACUUGUACAUAAAUCAAGGAGGGAGAUUUACUGAAGAAGCUCAAAUUAGAGGAGUAUCUAUGCAGUUUCCAAACAUGCGCAAUUUAGCUGGAAUGACACCUACAUUUGGUGACUUUGAUUUGGAUGGAUAUAUUGAUAUUUAUGUUUCAGAAUGGAUUUUCCAUUUUUAUGGAGAGGUGACUGCUAAUCGACUUUUACGUAAUCUAGGAAAAGAAAAACCUGGAUUUUUUGAAGAUGUUACUGAUAAGGCUGGUGUGAAUAUGGAUGGUUUUUGGAAAUAUUAUAAUCGACAUAGUUCUGGUACUUUAGUUUUUGGUGCAUCUUUCACUGACUUUAAUAAUGAUGGAUGGCCAGAGCUGCUUAUCACGGGAGAUUUCUUUGGCUCUAAAAUGUUUUGGAACAAUAAAAAUGGUACUUUUACUGAAUGUAGCGAAUCCUGUGGAAUGGAUGUUCGCAUUAAUGCUAUGGGUCAUACAAUCGGUGAUUUAAACAGAGAUGGCUUUGAUGAUGUAAUGUUAACUGGAAUUUAUUUUUCCUCCACAGCUUGUAAUUUUGGAAACUGUCUAUAUGGUCCUUCUGGAAAUGCUUUGUAUCAAAAUAAAAAAAAUGGAACUUUUACUAAUAUUGAGCAAGAGAUUGGUGUUAAAAAUGGUUAUUGGGCUUGGGGAGCAUCUUUUAUUGAUUUUGAUAAUGAUUGUAAGUUGGAUAUUGUAUCAACAAAUGGCAUGAAUACAUUUGAAACUGUAUUAGAUGAUGAAUAUACAAAGGGAAAAAUGCAGUUGUUUCACAACCAAGGAAAUUUAAAUAACACAAUGAUUGAUGUGGCUGCAAAUGAAGGAGUUCAAUAUAAUGGGCAGGGACGUGGACUACUUGUAUUUGAUUUUGAAGAUGAUGGAGAUUUAGAUGUAUUAGUUGUGCCUAAUUUUGGACCAGUCCAGUUUUUUAAAAAUAAAGGAAGUGAUGCAUAUUGGAUACGUGUGAGAGUUUUUCAUAAAUGUUUAAAUGAUGUAAGAAAACUUUGUGAUAGCUAUGGUGCCAGGGUGUCUUUGAAUAAUGAAACAGAAAUGUAUCAAACUUCAUCAAUUGGUUCAAAAACAAACUAUUUGGGCCAAAGUGAAUUAACUGCGCAUUUUGGUUUGGGCAAAAUAGAAGUUGACUCGCAAGUAACUGUAUUUUGGCCAAGAACAAAGCAGCAAGUAACAGUUAUUGGCGUACCAGUCAAUACAAAAUUAGAUGUUAUACAACCAGAUGGAAAUAUCAAUAUGACAAUAAUGUGGAGCGAGAUUGCUGAGUGUCCAUAUUUGUUCAUUAAAUAUGUUUCUCAGCCUGGUAUUGGAAAAAUAGUUAUUAACCAAGAUAUGAAAUCGUUAAAGUAUGACCCUUCACCUUUAACAUUGUUUGAUGUUGGAGAGCAAACAUUUAAAUACACUGUUGCUGUCAAACCAGAUAGUUUUAAUCUGCAAAGCAUGGGAAUGGUAGAACUUGAUAUGAGGACAGUUUUAGGAUACACCAUUUGUAAUGGUAGCUUUCCAGCAAAUACAUUAUUUGUUAAGUCUACUUCAGAAAGGCGGCUGGAUGGGAAAUCUAAUAACAUGGGUAAUGUAAACUGGGGUUCAGUGUCCCAACCUCUAAUUCAACUUGCACCUCGGUUUUAUGCAGAUAAUAUUUCUGAUCCUGCAAGCGCAUGUUCUUUAACCCAAAGAAUUAAUUCCAAUUGCCCCUAUCCAAAAGAAUUCAGUGGAUUGGGUUCCAACAGACCUUCACCCAGGUUGAUCAGUAAUGUGCUUAUGAAGCAGAUUGAUGAACGGUUUAGUAAGAGAAACAUAAGUGAUUUUACAUGGCAUUAUGGACAGUUUAUAAUUCAUGACACAGAUCACACCACUUUACUUCCAAGAUUUGAGUUUCAGUAUUAUGAAAAUCAUGUGUGGAUGCCAAUUACUAUACCUAAGGGUGAUGUUUAUUUUGAUCCUUACAACACUGGUCAACAGUAUAUGCCAUUUGUUAGAUCACAAUACAAUAAAUGUACUGGUAUGUACCCUGGAAAUUCAGAAAGAAAACAGUUGAACACCAUAUCUGCAUAUAUUGAUGGAAGUAUGAUUUAUGGUUCAAGUGUCAGUCGUUGUGCAGGACUUAGAGAGUUUAAAGAUGGCAAAAUGAAAUUAGAAAAUAGUUUUCCUCCAAAAAAUGUAGAUGCUUUGCCAAAUGAAAAUCCUACAGGCCGCCCUUACGACCAACUUUAUGCUGCAGGAGAUAUUCGUUCUAAUGUCCAACCUGGUUUAAUGGCUUUACAUACUUUAUUUCUAAGAGAGCAUAAUCGUCUAGCACAAAAUUAUCUGUACAAUAAUCCAAUGGCAUCAGAUGAAGAGAUAUUUCAAAAAACAAGACGUUUGGUGAUUGCUGAGCUUCAGUCAGUAACAUACAAUGAAUAUCUUCCUGCUAUAUUGGGUGGUAAAUUACCUAAGUAUAAUGGGUACAACGAAAGCAUUAAUGUUGAUGUUUCUAAUGAGUUUGCAACAGCAGCUUUUAGAUUUGGUCACAGUCAAGUAAAUUCAUUCAUAUUUCGAUUGAAGCCUGAUGGUACACCAAUUGAUGAAGGUCAUGCUAUUUUGCGUGAGGUAUACUUUAAACCCCAUCGCUUAGAGCGUGAAGGUGGGCUUGACCCUUUACUGCGUGGAACAAUAAAAUUUAGAUCUCAAGAAGUUGAUAUGUUGAUGGUUGAUGAAAUGAGAAACACAUUGUUUCCAACUUCAGAUGACUCUACUGGAACUCAUAGUGGGUUUGAUCUUGCAGCAUUGAAUAUUCAGAGAGGGCGGGAUCAUGGACUGGCUGACUUUAAUACUGUUAGAAAAUAUCUUGGUCUAAAAGCUUAUAAAUCAUUCAGUGAAAUAACAUCUGAUAAAAGCAUUGCAAAAAAUCUCGAACUACUCUAUGAAAACGUAGAUAAUAUUGACUUGUGGGUUGGAGGAUUGGCUGAAGAUCAUGUGAAAGAUUCUGAACUUGGAGAAACAUUUCAUAAAAUUAUCUUGGAACAAUUUAUUCGCUUUAGAGAUGGAGACCGAUUUUGGUAUGAGAAGAACCUUACUACAGAAGAAAUAGCAGAUGUUGAAUCGAGGUCUCUCGGAAAAAUAAUAAGGCUCAAUACUGGAUUUACUGACUGUCCUGACAAUGUAUUUUUUUCCAGUGAAAAUUGCAUCGGCGUUAAGAAUCAUCAAUGCAUACCAAGGCUGUUCUCAAAUGAUAAAUUUUUUCGAACCGCCAAUGAUGUGCAUUUUAAAGAUAAACACAAUGAGCAAGGCGAUAAGAUAAAGUUACUGAUUAUUUUAGCUUCAGUUUUUGGUGCAUUCAGUGGAUUACUUCUUGUUAUUGCUUUUGUGUGUUUAAAGUUGAAAGUGCAUGCUGGAAAUGAAGUUUCAAGCAACAAUCAAAAUUGCGUAGUUAACAUUGGCAAUAACAACAAAGCUCUAGAAACAGUUGCCUAAGUUUUUUUUUUAUCUUAUAUUUUUAUCUAUUAACUAUUGUUAUAUAUUUAUUAUUUAUUAAAUAUAAAUGUAAUAUUUUCAUGAAUUUUUUGCAACAAUAAAGUAAAUAAAAUAAAUUUAAA